AUGGACGACCUCAACGGGCUGAGUUGGUCGGAUUCCAACAAACCAAAUAAGCCUCCACCCAUGAGCUCUGGAUAUCUAUUUCCAACAAUGCCGUCGAAUGGCGGCUCCGGCAGGUCGACCCCGUUGUCUACCACCUCGAACCGCUCCAGCUCGCCCGCGAAACCUGCCACGUCAACCGGUGAUAGCUUCGCAAACCUGGUGUCAUUCAACUCGUCCGCCGGCAACAAGAACCUAUCGCUGAUGGAGCAGCAAAAGCGACUGGAGGAAGAGAAGGCAAAGAAGGAAGCUGCCAAUCGCAAUCAGUUCGAGUCGCAAUACGGAGGCCAGAAUAACCAGUUCUGGGACAACAUUGAGCAGGGCCGAACGCAGAGCCCCGCCAGUAUUCCUCCCCCUCGAUCAGCACCACCCGCGGACGACGACGACGAUAUCCUAGGCGCAUUCAACGCUGAUGCGCCAGUGGAUGCCUCGACCCAUUUCCCUGUUCCCGCUUCGGCCAGAGCCUCGCCCGCAAUCACCACCAAUAGUCGUCCUGGGCCUCCAAGCGGUGGGAUAUCAAUGCAGGACAACACAGGAGGCUUGGACGCGUUUGAUGAUGAUGACCCAUUCGGGUUGAACGAGCUGAAGUCGAAACCCGCUCCCGCUCCUGUUCCAGCCGCGCAACAAGCCGAUGAUGACGAUUUCCUUGGUCUGUUAGGCAAGCCGGUGUCGGAGAUCCCUCGUCAGCAACCGAGCCCUAAACCUGCAUCUAUCGUAUCCUCUGAUCAUGGCCGUGACCAAGACGCUUCACCUAUGCCGUCCAACGAAGUUGAUCGCGCGAUUGCAGAACUCGUGGACAUGGGAUUCCCCGCUGAUAAAUCGCGCACAGCUUUGAAAACCACACAAUCGGGGACCGACGUGCAAGGUGCUGUUGGGUGGCUUCUCACCCAGGCUCAUGCCGAAUCUCAUCAGAAGUCCCAGGGACGCGGCAGUGCCCCGCCCACGGAUCGGAGUGGAAGAAAUGAUAGUCGGAAUCGUGAUAGGCCCUCCUGGAUGAGGGAAGAAAGAAACGGUUCUCAUUCGCGCGGCGACAGACGGAGCCCGGCCUCGGCGGAGAAAGAUCCUGCACAGAUGGCUGCGCAGUUUGGUACUAGCUUCUUAAAACAGGCCAAUUCAUUGUGGAAGACUGGUAGCAAGAAGUUCCAGCAAGCAGUGAAUGAGUUCAAUACUGAACAUGAUCCAAAUCAACCUCGAUGGAUGAAGGAAGGUGUCCCUCAGAAUGAUGACCCACCCCAACAACCUCAGCGCCCUGGUCGUCGCGAGCAGCCAGCUCAAUCUCAGGCCCAGCAAGACUUCACAAACGAAGCCAUGCUUCUUGAGUCGGGCGAUGGCCGCCCUCGCAAACCUACUCGGCCUCGAGAGAGCCAGCAAGCCGACCCUAGACUGCAGGCCAGAGAUCAGCAAUCCCCUGGCCCUGCUCAACCAAAGCAGCAAGGGAACUUCCUUGAGCGUCCAUCUCGACCCAGCUCUCAAGAUCCGAGAUCUCGUGUCUCUCGUUUUGCCGCAGAGGAACAGCAAGCGCAAGCCUAUGUGAGUCCCGCGAGACGCAAACGGCCUCAGGCUCCAGCCCCUGCCCCUGCCCCUGAACCUGCAGUCGACCUGUUCGAUUCCCCCGCCCCUACAGCCAGUCGGCCCAAGCCAUCGACUCCUGCACAGACCGCUACCCCCCAAGCGCGCUCAGCCUCCAUCCCCGUGCGUCCCAAGGCGCCAACCCGCUCCAUCCCGCCUGUGUCUCAACAGGCACUCCAAUCAACACAUCGCCACCGCGGGAAAGCCGCGGAGUCAUACAAGCGGGGUGACUAUGCGGAGGCACACCAGAGCUUCUCAACAGCUCUCGGUAUGCUUCCAGAAAAGCACCCCAUCACCAUCAUCAUCCGCAGCAACCGUGCCAUGACAGCGCUGAAGAUCGGCGAGCCCAAGUCCGCCGUCGAGGACGCCGACAUCAUCCUCACAUUCAUCGGACCAUCAAAGGGUGAGUCAGAAGUGAUCGAUCUCAGCAACGGGGAACCUCCCAAACCUAUGAAAGACUUCUAUGGCAAGGCCCUCAUGCGCAAAGCCGAAGCCCUAGAACAACUCGAGCGCUGGAAUGAUGCUGCCCAAGCAUGGAAGGACGCCGUCGAGUCCGGCCAUGGUGGAAGCACUAGUAUCCAGGGUCGCAACCGCUGUGAAAAGGCCGCCGGUACCAGCAAACCUCAACAGCCUGCCCCUCGAAAGCGCCCCAGUCCUGCCCCCAAAGCCUCUGUCAAAGCCUCUGCCCUGUCAGAUCUCACCCCUACCUCGGCAUCAGGCUCAGACUUCGAGUCUGUGAGCCGGUUACGGCAAGCCAACCAGGCCGCAGAACGCGCCGACGAAGAGAAAUUUGCUCUUUCAGAGAGCGUGGAUGCCAGAAUCGCUACCUGGCGCAACGGCAAGCAAGAUAAUCUGCGUGCGCUUCUCGGUAGUCUGGAUUCCGUCCUGUGGCCCGAGGCUGGAUGGAAGAAGAUCGGCCUGGCGGAACUUGUGCUGCCGAACAAGGUUAAGAUUCAGUACAUGAAGGGGAUUGGCAAGGUACAUCCCGAUAAGAUUUCCACGACUGCUACGACUGAACAGCGCAUGAUUGCCGGUUCUGUAUUUGGAACCUUGAACGAAGCUUGGGAUAAGUUCAGGGUGGAGAACAAUCUCUAA
Molecule: messenger RNA, 2700 nt
Organism: Penicillium brevicompactum
Lineage: Eukaryota; Fungi; Ascomycota; Eurotiomycetes; Eurotiales; Aspergillaceae
Product: UBA/TS-N domain protein
Exons: 2
Coding region: 1-2700 (899 amino acids)
Biological process (GO): clathrin coat disassembly; clathrin-dependent endocytosis
Cellular component (GO): cytoplasm; vesicle; intracellular membrane-bounded organelle
Molecular function (GO): clathrin binding
Source: RefSeq, a predicted model, not a curated record